AUUUGAUUGAUAUAAUAAUAGAGACAAUAAAAAAGUCAACCAUUUAUUGAACUUUUCAUUUCAUUUCAAUAAUACAAUCGAUAUCUUUGUUGUUAUCGACGGACAACUACUAGUGACCAGAAAUUUUUACCGAACGGACAGACAGACGGACACACCUAUCAGACGGUCAGACACACCGAUUGAUCAGCAACGACGUCGUCUACGGCCAGAAAUCCCGAGGAGGACAUAGACUCUCUCACCAAUCAUCGCCAAAGUAGCCGAUCAUCGACGGACAACAACAAUACUAGACGCCCGACUAGUGACCAGAAAAAUAAUAAUAUGUCGUCGUCCUAUCGAAGCGAAUCGCGUAUAUAUGUCGGUAAUCUGCCGCCAGAUAUACGUACGAAAGAUAUCGAAGACUUGUUCUACAAGUUCGGUAAGAUAUCGUUUAUUGACCUCAAGAAUCGGCGCGGACCGCCGUUUGCAUUCGUCGAGUUUGAGGACAAUCGCGAUGCCGAAGACGCGGUCCAUUCGCGCGACGGCUACGACUACGACGGCUAUAAACUUCGCGUAGAGUUUCCCAGAGGUAAAGAGCGCGGACCGGGCGGUGCGUUCACAUCGGGCUCCAGAUCGGGCGGCGGCGGCGGAGGACGUGAUUUUAAUCCGCGCGGACGCGGACCACCAGCUCGUCGAUCGCAAUACAGAGUUACUGUUUCAGGUUUACCGCCGACUGGCAGUUGGCAGGACUUGAAGGAUCAUAUGCGCGAAGCCGGCGACGUUUGCUAUGCCGAUGUCUUCAAGGAUGGGACCGGUGUUGUCGAGUUUCUUCGAUACGAAGACAUGAAGUACGCCAUCAAAAAGCUGGACGACUCACGUUUUCGAUCGCAUGAGGGCGAAGUGGCCUACAUUCGUGUCCGCGAAGACUAUGGCGGCUCAAGCGGCGGUCGUUCGCGUAGCCGAUCGCGUUCCUAUUCGCCGCCGCGCCGUAGCCGCGGAUCGCCAACCUAUAGUCCGGCCCGUAAUCGAUCCCGAUCGAGAUCGCCGGCCUCCAGGUCACGGUCUAGAGAUCGCGAUCGUGACCAUUCCGAUCGUUCCCGAUCCCGAUCGGCUUCAAAAUAAUAAUUACCGACUUUUUACCGCACCACCAUCAUACGCACCACCGAACGGCAACCACAAUCACAAUGAGAGGCCAAUUGAGAGGGUGUGUUUUUGGUGUAUGCCUGUAUACACACACAUAAAUAUAUCUAUACACACAUACAUACAUACACUCUACCUCCCUGUUCAAUGGGUGGGUGGGUGUGUACAUACAAUAAUAGCCAUACUCUCUAUUUAUCUCUCUCUCUCUCUCUCUCUCUUUCUAUAACUCCUAAUGUGUACCUCUAAUUUGAUUUCAAUUUUUUUUUAAUAUAUAUAUAUAUAUUAGUAUAUAUAGA
This is a messenger RNA of Oppia nitens, 1412 nucleotides long. Its product is annotated as serine/arginine-rich splicing factor 1B-like. The coding region runs from base 319 to 1098 and encodes 259 amino acids. The record is from RefSeq and is a predicted model, not a curated record. Gene Ontology annotation, molecular function: mRNA binding. Lineage: Eukaryota; Metazoa; Arthropoda; Arachnida; Sarcoptiformes; Oppiidae. Gene Ontology annotation, cellular component: ribonucleoprotein complex; nucleus; cytoplasm. The transcript is spliced from 4 exons.